Molecule: messenger RNA, 945 nt
Organism: Elephantulus edwardii (Cape elephant shrew)
Lineage: Eukaryota; Metazoa; Chordata; Mammalia; Macroscelidea; Macroscelididae
Product: olfactory receptor 9A4-like
Exons: 1
Coding region: 1-945 (314 amino acids)
Biological process (GO): G protein-coupled receptor signaling pathway
Cellular component (GO): membrane
Molecular function (GO): G protein-coupled receptor activity; olfactory receptor activity
Source: RefSeq, a predicted model, not a curated record
AUGAUGGGAAACCGUUCUAGUGCCACAGAAUUCUGCCUUCUAGGCUUCAGUGGGUCCAAAGAACUACACCAUUUCCUUUUUACCAUAUUCUUGCUCUUUUACACGGUGACCAUAAUAGGAAACUCCGUCAUCAUCUCGAUUGUCUGUGUUGAUAAGCGUCUACACUCCCCCAUGUACUUCUUCCUUGGCCAUCUCUCUGUCCUAGAGAGCAUGACCACAACUUCUAUCGUCCCACUGAUGCUCUGGGGUCUCCUCCUUCCUGGGACACAGACCAUUUCACUAGCUGCCUGUGUGGCUCAGCUCUUCUUGUACUUGGCUGUUGGGACCACCGAGUUUGCAAUACUAGGAGUGAUGGCUGUGGAUCGAUACGUGGCUGUCUGCAACCCUCUGAGAUACAACAUCAUCAUGAACAGCACCACCUGCAUCUGGGUGGCGACCGCGUCAUGGGUGUUUGGGUUCUUUUCUGAAAUCUGGCCCGUAUACGCCACAUUUAAGUUGACAUUCUGCAAAUCCAAUGUGUUAGAUCAUUUUCUCUGUGACAGGGGACAAUUGCUGAAACUGUCCUGUGAUGAUACUCUGUUUACUGAGUUCGUCCUCUUCCUGAUGGCAGUUGUCAUUAUUAUUGGGUCUCUGAUCCCUACAGUCAUCUCGUACACCUACAUCAUCUCCACCAUCCUCAGGAUCCCCUCAGCCUCUGGACGGAGGAAAGCCUUCUCCACCUGCGCCUCCCACUUCAUCUUUGUUGUCAUUGGCUACGGCACCUGUUUCUUCCUCUAUGUGAAACCCAAGCAAACACAGGCAGCAGAGUACAACAAGGUUGUUUCUCUACUGAUUUCUGUGGUAACCCCUUUGCUGAAUCCCUUCAUCUUCACCCUCAGGAAUGACAAAGUCAAGGAAGCCCUUCAAGAUGGGGUGAAACGCUGCUUCCAUCACCUCAAAGACUGA